UGUGUCAGUGCAAUCUGAGGCUUCGUCAUGAGAUCAGCAAAACCAUAACGUUCACCUCUUUCACUCAAAGGUUACUCAUGGUACAGUUGCUGUACUUUUAACAAAGGAAUUGAAAAAGUUUUGUCGGCCUGUCAACCAAACACCACCAACAAGAGGCCAGCACAGGAACAAAUCCCUCAGUAUACGAUCAUUUGGCAGAACUGAUCCGACACGAACCGGUCUGCUGUUACUCUUGACAACAUCCAUUCAGGAAACUUGGCACUGAGAACCUGCACAGCAACAACAUGGAGCCAAGAGAGGAAGAGCAAAAAAUGGAGAAGGAGGAGGACAUUUACAUUCCCAGGUCACCUCCCUGGAAUGCUCAUGGCACAGAUGCAGUCUUGGGGAACCCCACAUUAGCUGCCGAUGACAGGCCAGCCCCGCCCAGCAGCCUGGCUCUGACAGGGCCCCGACCCAGGAAGAAGCGUCUGGUGGCUCCCGCCCUAAGUCUGACACUGGAUCGCAGUGACUCGGCGGUGUCCGAUGACUAUGCCACAGCUGCCCUCUCUCCCUCCCCUGAUGACGACGAUCUGGGGCUGGACAUCGACUUGGAUGCCAUGGAAACGCCCUCGGACAGCGAGUCCCUCCAUUUUCCAGUGCACGACAUGGAUUUGGAGGAUGACCUGCUUCGUCUGGGAGUGGCAUCCCGUUUCCAUAAGGCCCGUGGGUCAGUACCAGAGCAGAUGGGAGUGGGCUCUCUUGACCAAGACCAAGUGGACAGCCAGGGCACUAGGUGGCGCCGGUUCCGCACAGGAGAUCCGCUUCAGGAGAGUCUGGUCAACAUGAGUGUACUGGAACCUUUCCUUCCAGUCUUGUCACAUGGGGGUUACUAUGGAGAAGGGUCUAAUGACAUCAUUGUGUUCUCUUCCUGCUAUCUCCCUGAAAACAACAUGGAGAACUACCAGCAUGUCAUGGACAACCUGUUCAGGUACGUUGUGGGAACGUUGGACCUGAUGGUUGCGGAGAACUACGUCAUUGUGUACCUGUGUGCCAUGGCCCAGCGUGACAAGCUCCCCACCAUUGGCUGGCUCAGAGAGUGUUACACCACCGUUGACAGAAGGUUGAGGAAGAAUCUGAAAGGUCUGUACAUUGUACACCCAACCUGGUACAUCAAGGCCCUGAUCACCAUCAUCAAGCCCUUCAUCAGCUCCAAAUUCAGUCGCAAGCUUCAGUUUAUCGACAGCCUUCGGGAGCUGUCCCAGCACAUCCCUAUUGAGCGUGUGCAGAUCCCCGACUGCGUCAGACAGUUUGACGAGAAUAUGGACAGGUGAUAUGCUGAAAAGGUUGAUCUGGACCACAGUGCAAAGGGACAUGAAGACAAAACAGUGGACUAAAAAAAGGCUCAAAUCUGUCAACCAAUUACUUGACACGGAGGAUGAACCUGGCUGCCCAAUCUCACGUCAGUUGUCCUAUGAGACAACUUUCACCAAAGCACCUACUGAAGGACCACAAGAAGAAACACUGAGCUCCAAAGGUAUCGAGACUGUAGCCACGUUUCCAUCCACAGUUUUUAUGCAGUAAGAUCAUACCAUAUGAAAAAAACAUUAAA
Oncorhynchus gorbuscha (pink salmon) is the source of this 1588-nucleotide messenger RNA. RefSeq names its product BCL2/adenovirus E1B 19 kDa protein-interacting protein 2-like. NCBI's taxonomy places the organism in Eukaryota, Metazoa, Chordata, Actinopteri, Salmoniformes, Salmonidae. Bases 285 to 1310 code for a protein of 341 amino acids. The record is from RefSeq and is a predicted model, not a curated record. The transcript has 11 exons. Gene Ontology annotation, biological process: apoptotic process. Gene Ontology annotation, cellular component: cytoplasm.